AUGAGGCCCGACGAAGAAGAUGUCACGAUUCGAUCUGGCAAAUCUUCAUCAGUGUACACAAGGAUAUGGGCCUUCAUCGCCAUCGUCUUCAUCAUUCUAUUCCUUCUAGUUUUAGGCGCCGCUAUUUAUUUCUACAUCAACUAUAAAGACAGUUCCGAUGUGUGUCUCUCUCCGGGAUGUAUCAAAACUGCAUCGGUGAUAUUAUCUUCCAUGAACGCUUCCAUAGAUCCAUGUGAUGAUUUUUACGAAUUCGCAUGUGGACAAUGGAUCAAAGGGCAUCCGAUACCAGAUGAUGCGCCCAGUGUUUCAAAUUUCGAAAAUCUGGGACAAGAUUUGGAAUUUGCAUUAAAAGAACUCCUGGAAGAAGACGAAGAGCCAUAUGACUACGAUGUAUCAGCAGUCGGAAAAGCCAAAUAUUUCUAUAACCUGUGUCUGAAUGAGUCUGAAAUCCUGGACAAUUGGCGACGAACAUUCGAUGAAGUCGUCAAAAGUUUCGGAGGAUGGCCAAGUCUGGGACACCCCUUAAGCCCGGAUGCUAGUAUUGAAAUGUUGUAUGCGGAUAUGGUUGCCAAAUUCAAAGCCGAUAGCCUAUUCAAAGCGACUGUGCAGCCAGAUGAUAAGAAUUCGCAGAGACAUGUUUUGCUGAUCGACCAACCACAGCUCAACCUUUUUGCUCGCGAUUUUUAUGUGGCUGCUGAGAAUGAAGAACGUAUGGCGUAUUUGCAAUUGAUACGAGAUGUUUUAAUUCUUCUGAACGCUGAUCGAGCGAGAGCGACACGAGAUGCAGAAGAGAUCAUUCAUUUUGAGACUGCGCUGGCUAAUAUCACUAUGGCCGAUGAGCAGCGCCACGACAUUUCUGAGCUCUACACUAAAGUCACUCUUGGUGAUAUGAAAAUUUCACUUCCACACUUCAACUGGCACCUGUUUUUCAACCAUAUGUUUAAGGAUCUUCAUGAUAAGAACGGUCGCCAAAUCACAUUCGAUGAUGAUACCGAAAUCGUUGUCUAUGGAUACGAGUUCCUUCGCCGGCUGGAUUUGCUCAUCCCAAUGUACGAUGCUCGUCUGAUUACCAAUUAUCUGGAGUGGUGUUGGUUUUUCAAGACAAUGUUGAGAGAUCUUCCAGACCCAUUUGCAUUGACCAUUUUCAAGUUUUAUAAAACUUUGAAUAUCAUGAACGUUCAAAAAGUGCGGUGGCACGGAUGUGUGACACGGAUCAAUAGCCUAAUGCCGAUGGCAACUUCAGCGAUUUAUGUGAAAAAUCAUUUUGAUCAUGAGGCCAAGCAACAGGUAGAAGAAAUGAUUUCGCUCAUCAUGGAGUCCUUCGUCGACCUAUUGCUCAGCGAAGAUUGGCUCACAAAAGAAACCAAGCAGUUUGCAAAACAAAAAGUCAACGAGAUGAAGCGAAAAAUCGGGUAUCCAGACUACCUAAAUGAUCCGUCGGCUGUGAAUAAGGAAUAUAUGACUUUUACUGUCUACCCAGGGCACUAUUACCAAACGAAAUUCAGUUUCUAUGAGCAAUACCAACGAGAUGUUCUGGAAAGAAUCACAGAGCCAGUCGAUCGGGAAAGAUGGGUAGCUGGAGCCGCGCUGGUCAACGCAUUCUAUAGUCCAAAUACGAAUGAGAUCAUCUUCCCAGCUGGAAUUCUCCAACCUGUUUUCUACAGUAAGGAUUUCCCAUCCUCAAUGAAUUUUGGUGGCAUUGGAGUGGUGAUUGGACACGAAAUCACUCAUGGAUUUGAUGAUAGAGGACGCCUCUACGACAACUUGGGAAACAUUCGUCAAUGGUGGGAUAACGCAACAAUUUCGAAAUUUGAACACAAGGCUCAAUGUAUUGAGAAACAGUACUCGAGUUAUGUUUUGGAACAAAUCAAUAUGCAAAUCAAUGGAAAAUCGACAAAAGGAGAGAAUAUUGCUGAUAAUGGAGGGCUGAAACAGGCUUAUAGAGCCUACAAAAAAUACGAAAAAAUGCAUUCACGCCCGCCACGACUACCGGGAGUCAACCUGACACAUGAUCAACUCUUCUUCCUGAACUAUGCCCAAAUCUGGUGUGGAACCAUGAACGAUAAGGAGGCGAUUCGCAAAUUGAGGACUUCAGAACACUCACCGGGACCAAUCAGAGUCAAAGGUCCCCUGUCUAACAGUUACGAUUUCGCCAAAGCCUACAAUUGUGCACCAGGCAGCCGGAUGAAUCCACAUGAUAAGUGCCGUGUCUGGUAG
This is a messenger RNA of Caenorhabditis briggsae, 2217 nucleotides long. RefSeq names its product Protein CBR-NEP-2 (gene Cbr-nep-2). Gene Ontology annotation, biological process: protein processing. The coding region runs from base 1 to 2217 and encodes 738 amino acids. Gene Ontology annotation, cellular component: plasma membrane. The record is from RefSeq and is a predicted model, not a curated record. The transcript is spliced from 17 exons. Gene Ontology annotation, molecular function: metalloendopeptidase activity. NCBI's taxonomy places the organism in Eukaryota, Metazoa, Nematoda, Chromadorea, Rhabditida, Rhabditidae.